AUACCCUAAGCGGGAUGGUGGUCCGCUUAGUUUAAAUAUAUUCUUCUAUUUGUAAGAAAAGUAUGGAAAGCUAGUUUACUAAAAUGUGAAAUAUAUUUCUCUUCUUUAAAAUGUUAAAGAAUAAUAUUUUGUGAUGUGUCAGUGCUCUCUGAAUUUUUUAUUAAAUUCGAGAAUUAGUGCAACGAUAUAUGUGUGUGUUGCACUCUACUCGAACACGCAUAUUAAAUGAUCAAUUGAAAUAAUGUUUGUUUGAAGUUACAUAUUUUCGUUCUUAAAAUGGUGGAUUACAAUAGUUACAAAAUGUCAACGAGCGAGGAGGAUUUUGAGCAACAAGCUCAUCCAGGAAUGACCAAAGCCGAGCUCAGAAGGAAUAAUAAACCAAUUAUGGAAAAAAGGAGACGGGCACGUAUUAAUCAAUGUCUCGACGAAUUGAAGAAUCUUAUUCUCGAAGCAUUGAAGAAAGACCCGACAAGACACUCGAAGCUCGAGAAAGCCGAUAUUCUCGAAAUGACGGUGAAGCACUUACAGACAGUACAGCGUCAACAAUUGAGUACCGCAAUUGCAACAGACCCAGCGGUACUAACGAAAUUCCGUUCCGGAUUUUCCGAAUGUGCUACGGAAGUAUCGCGGUACGUCAGCAACCUAGAGAACGUCGAUCCUGCCGUGAAGCAGCGUCUACUCUCACACCUAAACAAUUACGUUAGUAAUCUCCAGCAAAUAGGACCGUUCUAUGGCCACUACGUGCCCUACAUGCCGGAACGUCUCUAUCCGGAGGUAAAGGUCGGCUACCAUAGCGAAGUAGCCAAUGGGGAUGAGAAUAACAACUCUAGCACCAGGAUACAGAUACCAAACGGCGUUCAGUUGAUACCUAGCAGACUUCCGACAGGAGAGCUCGCUCUACUAGUCCCACAAUCAGCAGCGAUUUCUUCAAACUUUUCUUUUUUCCCACAUCCCUCAGAAUCAAUAUCCAGAACGAUAGCAUCAUCGGCUUUCUCAUCGGUACAUAGAAUACAUAGUCCACUAGACAGUCCAUCAACGUCCACCUCUAGCUACGGAGAGGAGAAUCAUCAUUUGGAAUGUUAUCCUCAAAUACAUCAACAGCCGAAGUUCAAGAUACCCGAACAAAGUUCUGGCAGUGGUAAAAGUUUUACCAGUUCGCCAGACACUCAAAAAGCUCAGAUUACUUCUAGCAGCGAUAGAAAAUCGCCUAUAUCAUCGACCUCGUUUGACUAUAAAUCCGAAGUAAAUGGUAAUCUUAAAAAAGAAUCAAUUUAUAAUUUUUCUGAACAGAUAGAUUGCAUAGCCUCGACGAGUUUAAGGCAACCUCUUUCAGUUAUUACUGAUAAGACUUAUAAUCGUCCGUGCACAUCAUUAAGUAACAAGGAUAUCAAAAGACAUCCUUCGGAAAGAUUACUCGUAAUCCCUGAGAAAAAACAAAAGUUACAGGAGGAUACUCCGUCGUCAUCUGUAACGUUGGACGAUAAGAGAAAUGAAAAUAGUAAUGACGUUUCCGCCGAGGAUCGAACAACAAAUGCAUCUUCGACAAGUUCCAAUACAAGUCGUUCUAAUGCAAAUUCCUCACAAGGUUUUUCUAACACUGCUGGUCCAUCCUCGUCUAAUGGUGACAUGUGGAGACCAUGGUAAUCGAUCUCGUUAAUCUGAAGAAGAUUGAAGCGAAAUUUGGUUUUUUGUGAUCUAUUUUUAUAAUAUUCUUUUAGAAAAAGCAUCAUAAGAGUCUUGCGAUAUUAAAAAAAUGCUUUGACGAAAAAUUAAUGUUUCUCAUUAAUCGAUAAUUUCAUUUCCAUUAUAUAUUUCAUCUGUAUUUUCAUCUAUAUUAUGUAUUACGAUCGUAUUGAUUAAUUAAAAUUUAUGUUUUCUUUUCAUUAUUAUAAAAUUCUUUUGUUUAUGAAACAAAAAAAAAAAAAAAACAAUUUUCAUGUAGAUUGUAAUGAUAAUUGUCUUUAAUUUCGUGCCAAAGGACAAGACAUUGUAGUUUUUAUUUUUUCUUUUUUUUUUCUUUCUUUGUUUUGUUUUUAAGGGAAAGGACAAAGAAAAAAAAAAGAUAUUUUCUAUGAAGAUUCCAAUACUACCAAUAGAUCAGUUACCAUUAAUUUGGUAACUGGAGAACAUACAUACUUCUAAUCUUUAAAAUAUCAAUUAAAUCUCAUAUUAAGCCUCGCUUGUGUAUAAUUCUGUAAAUAGUUGACAGUUUAAUUUAAUUUACUUUCUAAUUUAGCAUUAAAUAUUGUGAGAUUAGAAGAAGUCAUGGUGUUUAUCUUUAUAAGCACGAAUAGUAUUAAGUGUUUGUGAUAAAUAUUAUAAUAUUGAAAUAAACUAUUUGUCAAAAGUCAAGUUUUUCGCACGCAUAAUAUUUAUUAGCACGCGAAAAGUUUAUAAAAUUAAUGUCCUCCUUAAUAUUUCUUUUCUAAGCGUAUAGACAAUUUUCACGGUAAAGAGAGAGAGAGAGAGAGAGAGAGAGAGAGAGAGAGAGAGAGAGAGAGAGAGAGAAUGAAUGAAAGAAAAAAAAGGAGAGAGAGUUUCGCAUCGGCUUUGUUGAAAAAGUUAUCGGGCGGGAGACGCUUUACCCUUUUAAGGAGCAUUAAACGCGCUCCGGUUCAUAAGCUGGAACUUAUUCCUUCUUUUUUUGCUGAUAAAGGAGUAAAAAGGUACAGGCGAACGAGAAUUUCAACCACCUGUUACACCGCAAAACUACCCCUCGUUCUCAUCGACUCAAUGCUUGAACUGAUUUAUCGACAGAAACCUCGGAUACUCGCUACUUUCCUCUUAUAAACGUUAUUCAAGAAAUUCAAGUCCGUGUUUAUCGUCUAGAGAAAUAGUUUAUUUUAUUAUCUUUGUCGUUUCAAUGACCACUUCAUUGCUUUAAAAGAGAAGAAGAAGAAGAAGAAAACUCUCUAUUUAACGAAACCUCAUCGACAAUCAAGUAUCGAUCAAUAAUAUCACGUUAUAUUAAAACGUUCAUCUCUUUGACAUUAUUUUUAUAUAUCCUAAUAAUACAAAUUUUUGCAUGCUUAUAUAUUUAAUUCUUUAGAAAAAAAAAAGAAAAGAAAAGAAAAGAAAAGAAAAAAAAAAGUAAGAUCAAUUAAUAAUGUGACUUCUCGAACGAUUUAUAUGAAUCAAAACGCUAAGUAUCAACGCAACCCGAGAGAUGGCAUCAGUAUACGUCCGACGCUAAUAUUUGCCGGGAUUUUUCAAAUUUCAAUCGUCUUAAUGAGAACUACGUCAAAUUUUAAUACAAAUAUUAUCAAUUCGAACAUUCUAUCAUUGUUAUAACAAAUUUAGAUAAUAUAGAAUAUUAACUUCUAGAGUUAUAAUUAAAACGAAUGUUGAAAGUAUAUCGUAAGAAAAAUAAUAAAUUUCUUUUAAAUAUAAAAUCAAACCAAUGUAACAUUAACAAAAUCUUGUCUAUCAAUGAACAUAUUAACAUUUAUCAAAGAAUACAUUAAUAUCUCUAUUUACAUUAUUGACUUAACUAUCAAUCGAACGACUUAAAGGAAUAAAAAAGAAAAAGAAAUGCUAAAAUUGAGAAGGAAAGAGAAAGAAGAAGAUAAGGAUAAAGAUGAAAAUAAAUUAUAUUACAUACGAAUAAAGUGAGAUA
Messenger RNA from Vespa velutina, 3616 nucleotides. It is a transcript of the gene dpn, whose product is annotated as protein hairy-like. The transcript has 3 exons. Lineage: Eukaryota; Metazoa; Arthropoda; Insecta; Hymenoptera; Vespidae. Gene Ontology annotation, biological process: regulation of transcription by RNA polymerase II; anterior/posterior pattern specification; regulation of neurogenesis. Bases 277 to 1644 code for a protein of 455 amino acids. Gene Ontology annotation, molecular function: protein dimerization activity; RNA polymerase II cis-regulatory region sequence-specific DNA binding; DNA-binding transcription factor activity, RNA polymerase II-specific. Gene Ontology annotation, cellular component: nucleus. The record is from RefSeq and is a predicted model, not a curated record.